AUGUUUUUACAAUUACCUGAUAUUGAACCAUUACUCUCUGAAAAUAUUUUAUCAAAAUUUAAACAUACUUUUCUUAUUCAUGAUCCUGAAAAAUCUGUAAAAUCAUUCUAUAGAUCUAUAAAUAAAUCUAAUAAUAAAAAGUUAAAUUUUAAUAGAAUCAGUAUUGAAGAAUUAAGAAAACUUUAUGAUAUAAUUAAAAAUACAAUUAAUAAAGAAAUUUUAUUAAUAGAUGCAGAUGAUCUAGUUGAAAAUCCUGAAAAAAUAUUAAGAAAAUAUU
Messenger RNA from Cetraspora pellucida, 277 nucleotides. Lineage: Eukaryota; Fungi; Glomeromycota; Glomeromycetes; Diversisporales; Gigasporaceae. The record is from the annotation of a GenBank genome assembly.